Echinostoma caproni is the source of this 477-nucleotide messenger RNA. NCBI's taxonomy places the organism in Eukaryota, Metazoa, Platyhelminthes, Trematoda, Plagiorchiida, Echinostomatidae. The record is from the annotation of a GenBank genome assembly.
GCAAGCCAGGCAGUUUACGAUAGCAGUGCUAAUCCCGAGGAUGUCCGACUCAGUUUCUCCUGCCUGAUGAAACGUAUGACCCGAUUCUUCUCUGCUCUGUCCUCGCUCGAGCACACAAUGGAGGUAAUUCGUGCUGUGAUAGUGCAACGCCGGCAACUGGAUGCAACAACUCGGGGACCCGGGAAUCUUCUCGUUCGAAUUCGCAACGCCGAUGGACCCAGGACCGUAUUUCGGGUACUUCUCUAUCCGUUGGCUGGUUCCAUCCUGGCUGACUGGCGCCGUGUAUCCGGUGAUGGUCUUCUGUUUCAUCAGACGUAUGCAGCACUGUACACAGAUUUGGUCGCCAUGGGCGCGGUGAAUGAUUCUCAUCCCUAUCUACGCAUAAUUCUCCCUGAGCAAUCGACGGAGCCGGAAGCAACCAAAGAUACGGUGGCCAGUCCCGAACCCAUCGCGGAAGAAUCCGCCAUGGAGUUGUGA